Cryptotermes secundus is the source of this 3105-nucleotide messenger RNA. RefSeq lists its product as uncharacterized. The record is from RefSeq and is a predicted model, not a curated record. Gene Ontology annotation, biological process: phosphatidylinositol phosphate biosynthetic process; intracellular signal transduction; protein ubiquitination. NCBI's taxonomy places the organism in Eukaryota, Metazoa, Arthropoda, Insecta, Blattodea, Kalotermitidae. Gene Ontology annotation, molecular function: 1-phosphatidylinositol-3-kinase regulator activity. The coding region runs from base 86 to 1462 and encodes 458 amino acids. Gene Ontology annotation, cellular component: phosphatidylinositol 3-kinase complex. The transcript has a single exon.
UUCAAAGGAAUAUGGUGUGUUAGAAUGCACAGGUAAAAUUUGUGGUAGAUAAGGUGUUCUGAGGAAAGUUUAAUUCUAGGUAAGAAUGGCUGUAAGCCCUCGAUGUGGCGAGGAAUCUAAAAGAAUGCGUAAAAUGAGUCUGAAUUAUAUUAAAGAUUCAAUAGUGAGGAGAAGUGGUAGGCAGAAUGGACCUCGAGCUCAUGUGUGUUGCUGUGAAACAUUAGAAGAUGCAAAUGGCGAAACGGCUGAAACUGGGAUGACUUGUUCGAAAAAGGAAAUGUCUCCGGACAGAAAUAGUGAUAGGUGUAAGUGUACAGGAAGGCCGUUAGCUGAUAAACAUAAACUUGGCGUUUUUAAAAGUUUGAAAAAAAUAUUUCAGUUAAAAACAAAUGUAGGUGCUAGACCAAUGAAAUGCAAAUCAAAACAUACCUUUAAAAGUGUUGAAUCGUCCAGUAACUAUUCAUUUCCUUUGGGUGAAGACUCUGCGAAUGAAGGGUUUACAUCUAAAAAUCCUAGGAAGUCCAAAGGCUUGUCAAGGGCUAUAUGUCCAGUACCACAACCCCUUCGUUUUGUUAGAAGCUCAGGUAACAACAGCAAGAGUACACCAGUAAGUGUGACAUCAUUGCAUGAACGAAAGGAAGGACUGUUUGCAGCACGGAAAGUUCCUGAUGUUGUUCAAAAUGUGUGCAGGUUCCACAGUGUGUCGCCCCAAAUGCAAACCAAUGGCACUACUAACAGCAGCAUAGUAGCUUUACCAGCACUGAGAAGAGACAUGGACUCUGGAAAAGACUUAGAAGCACUGAGCAGGACAGAUGACUGUGACACAGAAAAUUCAGAUUACAGUGAGGCCCAUAACUUCGUCCUGAAUGUGCACGAGGCUGGGAUUGUGCAAUAUGAACCAUGUGACAUUAUCAGACACACCAUUGGUGGGGAUGCUGAACCAAUGCCUAGUCCAACUUCUCGGAGUUUGACUUGUGAAUUGUUUAAAUUGGCCAAAUAUGGUUGGUACUGGGGACCAAUCUCACGAGAAGAAGCAGAAGAAAAAUUAUUGGAUCUACCUGAUGGAGCAUUCCUUGUACGUGAUUCAUCAGCAGACCGUUACCUCCUAAGUGUGAGUUUCCGAAGUUCAGGGAAGACGUUUCAUACUCGUAUCGAACACAGCUGUGGUCUGUUCAGCUUCUACGCAACUCCUGGAGGGGAAGGCUUCUCGAGCAUCGUGGAACUGAUCAAUCAUUCUAUGUCCUAUUCAGAAUCUGCUGUAUUUUGUUAUUCUCGUCCACGGGCUCCAGGUUACCCAGCAUUCCCUGUUCGGUUAGCGAGACCUGUGUCACGAUUCACACAAGUAAGAUCUCUCCAGUAUCUCUGCAGAUUUGUUAUACGCCAGUACACCAGGGUGGACAACAUACAGAAACUUCCUUUGCCCAACAGACUGAAAGGGUACAUUCAGGAAGGUCACUAUUAGUUACAGUUACUGGUGUCUUUGAAGACAGAAUUAGUGAGAUUUUCAUUUCAAAGAAUGAUGCAUAUUUUAUACAUAUUUUAUUAUAGUCCACCGAAUGUAUGAAUUUAUGUUAAAUUGUCAUGUUCAGGCAUUCUUUGCUUUUUGUGUUUGGCAUUUUACUUUCUCUUAAAAAAUUUGUAGUGUUUUUGCCCAUGUCUAGGUUGAGUUCUCCACAAAAGUGGAAGACACAGUCAUCGGUUUUAAGGAUUUGCUUGCUAUAUUUCAUCACUUAUUGCAUAUCUAAAGAUGGUGCCUGAUUCUUCAUAUGCAAUAACACAAAAAGCCAGUAACUGAACACUGAAUUGAAGGGUCAGAGAUCUCUCUUCAGGGAUAAUGCUGUGUAGUCCAUUGAGAGUCAACUGACAUUUUGGAGGGAAACCUUACCUAUGUCUCCAGGAUCAAAGGAUAAGCCCAGCAAGGAACCUGCUUUCAUGCUAUUUUCUUGCUUUGCCUGUUCUUCGACCCUGAAAAUGGAGGCAAGAUAUUCCUCCAAAAUGUCGGUUGACUUUUGACAGACCAUAUGGCAUAAUAUCUCAAAACAUAGAAUUAUUCAUAACCACUGCUGUGAGAAGCUCAAAUCUUAAGACAGUAACACUUCUGACUUGUACUAGGGGCAUUCAAAAAUGAUUGACAUUGAAUGGUUUCUUCACAGUAACCAUUUAUUGGAACAAAAUACAUACAGAUUGUAUUAGUGGUAUUCCCCACCAUUGUCUAUGCAGCUUUGCCAUCGGUCCCGCAGUUUCUGUAUUUGCAUAGCGAACCAUUCUUCAGGGGUAUGGAGAGGGAGUGUCAAUCAUUUUUGAACGACCUAAAUAUUUAGGAAGUGCCCAGUUCAAAUCUCAAGCUGGAAACCGCUGUCCUGACUGAGGAUUUUUGUGAUCUUCUCCAGUCCUCUAGGAAAAUACUGGGAUAGUUCCCUGAAGUAGACCAUGACCACUUCCUUCCACAUCGUUUUCAGUUGCCAUUCAUUCAACACUAUAUAAUUUGAGCUGCUGAGAGUGCAUUGAAAUAGAUCAUGAAUCCCCGGUGAGAUAGAUUGAACAGUGAAUGAAACAUCUUGUUCAUUAGCAACAAACACUUUGGGCUGAUUGAUAUGAGUCAUUUGUGGCUGGAGGGGGAGAGGGGGAACCCCGAAGUGCUGUCAUUCCCAUGUCCGCACAACUUCUUUCCAUGACCUUGGAAUAGUCGAGUGAUUAUGCGUGAUAUAGGAAAUUAAUCCUUAAAGCCAUAUUCUUUGAAUAUAUCUGAAACUUGUAAUAGGAUCAAUUUCGUUAUAUAGUUAUAUUUCCUGUUAGCUCAUAAUUUGAAAUAUAUUCUAGUUAUGUUGUGUGAGUUAUGUAUAUUUUGAAGUUUUAUUUGAUUGUUUGAGGUUUUUAAUGUUGAAAGUUGAUUGGUUAUGAUAUGUGUUUUUCAUAAAAGUUUUGUUUUCUUUUUCUUCAUGGUAUUUGUGGGCACAUAAUGAUAUGAAGGUUUCCUAUAAUUGAGCUCACAAUUCUUACGCCCAUAUUGUACAAUAAUGAUGUUUGAUUGGUGCAGUAUGAGACAAUCCCGACCUGUGAUUUUUGUUACUUAAUUACUGUAUAUGUUGCAUGCCAUUCUGGAUG